ACGGACACAAGGCUGGGAGUCGUUCGCCGUUCGCCGCCACACGCUCGCCCCCAACACCGGGAGGCUCACCGCGCGGUGCUGGCGCCACCUCACUCCUCUACUUCCUCGUCUCCACAGAGCUCUGGUCCCUCUCGCUGUGCUCCAGGCCUGACACUCACACUGAUGCUGGCGAGGCCCAAGUGAAAGGACUGAGACUAGAGUACAGCUGAUGUGAGAGUGAGAAGUGACCAUCAACUCCUUGACCACAACAGUGGGAGCUGUGACCACCGGGACCUGCACAGAGGCCGCUACACCCUGAGACAUGUCGCCCCGUGUGGUGACAGCCCUGGUCCUGGCCAUCCUGCAGGUUGUCACGGGCAAAGGUGUUGUAGAAAUCAAAGCCGUGCGGUACAGCUCCAACUGCCGAGACAACUGGAUACUGAAGACAGAAUGUGAUACCUUCUUUGAGUUUUGUCUCAAAUUUUUCACCAGCCCGUCCGACUCUCUCAGUCAGUGUGACAUGGGCAGUUACGGCCCCACCAACCACUACGACGACCGCAACUACAUCGACUUCACCUAUGUAACCAGCUUUCCUGGUGGCAUCAAGAACCCGCUCAAGUUUGAAGUCCGGAGGUUUGAGACCUUUGACCUCAAGUUCGUGAUCAGAGUCCGGGAUGAUGAAGCUCAGGGUUCCGAGCACCUUGCAUGGCUGACCAAAGUCUUCACCCAUCGUCCAGCCGCGAUGGAGCAGCAGAGUGUGUGGUCCUCCGUCCAGACUGCCUCCAGCGGAAGUUACCAAUUCCUGUUCCAGUUCCGGUCCUACUGCUCCCCUAACUUCUACACGUCUGCUUGUGAUGUCUACUGCUUGGCGCAGGACAGUUCCAGCGGCCAUUACACCUGUAACCAGGCAACAGGCGCGAAAGUGUGCAUGCCAGGUUGGACUGGAGAGACGUGCACUACUGACAUUGAUGAGUGCGCACAAGGGAUCUGUCACAAUGGCGCCAACUGCACCAACCUGCCGGCUCCUACACUUGCGACUGCCCGGAGAAUUUCGUCGGUAAGAAGUGUUAAUUUCUGCAAGUCCUCAUCCUGUCUCAACGGUGCCACGUGUGUCCCCAUCGUGGGCAACUACUCCUGUGUCUGUCCCAAGGGUUGGAUGGGAAGCAACUGCCAAACGGAAGUCAACGCAUGUCUUAGCUCCCCUUGUAUAAAUAACGGGACUUGUGUACAGGUGGCAGGUGGGGAAUUCACCUGUAAAUGCACCGCCGACUACGGAGGAGCGCACUGCGAAAAGUACUUGGAUCCUUGCCUGUCGUCGCCCUGUCAUAACUCGGGAACUUGCGUUCGCCUCACUCACGACGAGUUUAAGUGCACGUGUCCUGUAGACUUCACAGGUGCCGCCUGCUCUCAGUACGUUGAUGUGUGCGAGAGUUCGCCGUGUCAGCAAGCGGGCACGUGCACCCGCCUCGCCCACGACCGCUUCCGGUGCUCGUGCACCGUAGACUACGGCGGCCCGACGUGCGAGGAGUACAGAGAUCCGUGUCUCUCACGUCCUUGUCUCAAUGGUGCCACGUGCACCCGUCUCACCCACGACAAGUACCAGUGUUCGUGUCCUGUGGACUACACAGGCCGUGAGUGUCAGGACUAUGUUGACCCCUGCAGCUCCGACCCCUGCUACAACCUGGGGUCAUGUGUACGAGAGGCACACGACGUGUUCAGGUGCAACUGCACCCAGGACUACCGAGGAGGAGUGUGCGAGGAGUUCGUGGACCCCUGCCGCUCUCUGCCCUGCCUGCACUCCGGCACGUGCGUGCGACAGGCGUACGACGACUACACGUGCAACUGCACGCACGACUACACGGGGUCAGAGUGCGAGAAGUACGUUGACCCCUGCCGACCUGACCCCUGUGAGAACUCGGCGACGUGCGUGCGUGAGGAUUUCACAAACUACACGUGCGUGUGUAGCGCGGGUUAUACCGGAAUGAACUGCUCACAACCAGUCGGACAGGUAGGCAGCCAUGCCGCUUCUCUACAAGACAGCAAGAACGACAACCCCUUCCCAUCAUCUUAGCGAUCUGCGGCAGCUUUCUCAUUGCCAUUAUCAUCGUAGCUGUCUUCUUUAUCGUCAGGAGACGACGCAAGAAAUCGCAGUUUCCGGACACUGUCCACGUCAACAUCAGGGAAGUGCACAACGGUAACGACCCCAGCGUGGCUUUCGACAACGACCUCUACCGUCACGUCAACAUGGCCAACGCGUCUCUAGAGGACUCCCGCCGUGAGAAACUGACCUGCCCCCUCAUCGCCAGAAAACUUCGUCAACCCAACCACCACCAGCGACCAGCUACUACUUGUUGACGAGGAGAGAGGCGCGGUUGGAGGAGUUGACCCUCAUUAUCAGGACAUCGACAGCUGCAAGCUGACGUCAGGCAAAGGAAGCGGAAGUGACAAGGGGAAGGAGACCAGCCUGAAACAGAAGUCCGCAGACGCUGGUCUCCAAGCUGGCACUCCGACCCAGCGGAGGACCGAGCGAAGGCCAAUCCCUACGAGGAUUUUGAGGAGUUGAAACGACUGUCAAGAGUGCAAAGGUCAAGGGAAGAGUUUGCCAACAACUCUUACAACCUCGGUGACCCCGGGCUCGCGGUGCAGAUGGAGAACCCGUAUCACGACCUUGACGAGGUGCGGCAGGAAGUAGAGGCCAUGCAGCAGCAGAUCCUGGACAACAUCAGGGGUGAAAGUCAUUUCCCUCCUCUUCCUCCUCUACCUCCUCCACCUCCUCCUGUGACCCCGAGGGCCAUAAUCCUUCACACAGAAGGAUACAGCGACUUGGCUAUUGACGACAAUGGCGACUCCUCGGAGGACGAGGCGGAGGAGCAAGAAGACAUCCACCAACUACGUCAGGAGGUGAUGAGGGCCAGACAGCAGGACGGACCAGGUGCGGCCUCCACGUGCUGAGAAUUACAGGUUUAGGGGCCGGAGGACAUGACAGCCAGGGUCAACCUGUGAGCCCACGAGAUAGCAAACCCAGCCCUCAACAGGAGGGAACCCAACCCAAAGACACAGAAAACGAGUUUAAACAUUCACGAACAAUCCUUUCCGGGACCAUGAUGAUAAGACUUGAACAUUCACAUGGAUGUCUGAUGCAGCUUCUUGUAUGUCCUUCUGUCUUCUUCUCGUCACUAUGCAAAUGAUGUGAAAUGUUUUGUCUCGAGAUGACUUUGCUAUUGUUCAGCUGUUUGUUUUGUAUCAGUCACUUUGAUGUCCUGCUUCAUGUGUGGGUGGGAUCUUUGUAUGAUGUAGGUGUGAUUGUCUAAGGCUGUGAUUUUUGGUUGUUAUAAAUACUCAAGGGAGAUUAUCUUAAAAAAAAGAUUUUAUUAUUAUACCUUUUCCAAGGUAAAAGGUUUUCUUUUCAGAAAUAAUUUUUUUAUGAAAGAUUAUGAUGUCUGCUCUUCUGCCAUCAUUACAGUUUACUGAAUGUCUGUAUAAAAGAUAAAUGAGUAUAUUUGGCAAUCUAUAAAACAACACAUUGUGUACUAAUUAAUGAUGCUGUGCUGUCCGCGAUCUGAAAGCUUUUGAUGAUGAAAUAGUAUGUCACGUGACAUGAGACGUAUACUUAUAUUCUCCUUGACAACAAAACAUUAUCAUCAUGGAUAAUUCAUGCAAUAUAUAUAAUUUUCUCAAAGAAUUAUUGUAAAUAAGUGAAUUAGUCAGUUGUGCUUGUUGUUGAUGUUUACCCAUCGCUCUUGUGGCAGAAACGUGCAGUGGUCUCCUCUUAGCUCACUUCUGAGACGGUAAAUGGUUGGAGGGGGAGCGUGUAGUCUCUGUGUCGCCAAGAUGAGGCUGCUGCACAUUCUGACUACACUGAGUGUCGUUGUGCAGAUUGUGAGAUGGAGGAAUCCCCCACAGUCAUGGGCUUAUGCCUUAUAAUAGUUAUUAUUGUUAUUGUUACUGUUGUUACUCGACCAGUCUUUAAUAUCUCUAGUUUUAUUGAGAGAAGGGGCAUACUACUCAGAGUUGUAAAACUGUUUUCUUUUUUCUAAAUUGUUGACAUUCGUGAAAUUCUUGAAGACGCAGAUUUCUGCAGCUCAUGUAAAUAUUAUAUAGACAAGCAUGAUGUACAGAUUUAAAUCUGAGCUCGGCUUGCACUUCGCACAAACGGCAUCAGAGCAUUGGAGGUGUCGGGCUUGUUAGUAAUCAGUCUCAUUAAUCUCUCAGAACACGUGACCCCCAUGACCCCUCAUAAGCCAAGGAAUUACAGAUGACUCAAAAUGAGCUUGUAUGUCCUUUGUCUACACUGCUAGCUCCACUUUCUCCAGCUGGAUGGUGGAUACAUAGAUAGACUCAUUGUGUGAUUUGUGGUCUCACACACAGACACACAGACACACAGACACACAUAUGCAUUUACACGGAUGCCUGGCUCUGCAUGCUGCUAUUUCCGCAUUCUUUUAUUCGUCAGAGAGAGAGAGGAUGAAUGUGUGCUUGAAUGUUUUUAGGUGUUGCCUGUGGAAAGUAAGAAAUGAGAAAUCUUCUCCAGUAUAAAUGAACAAAUAAACUUCACGUAAAUUUUCCUCCUCUUGUUGGACAGUUAUCUUUCUCCUUACCUGUCAUCCUAAAUAACAAUAUAUCAUUAGUAACUCAGUCUUUACCAUGCAGCUGGUUACUGGCAUGGUUUCUAGGUCAACAACUACCCCGGAUGUCCACCCUGUGUGUUUGAGGUCACAACAUAUCGCUUAAAGGUCAUUUCAUUUUUUUCGUGUUCCGGGUAAGUUUCUCAAACUGUUUUACUGGCUUUGUAUAUUUUUUCACGACAUCAAUUAAACUGAUUUGAUGAUUGCAAGAUGUAUUAAAGCUUUGUUCUUUG
Molecule: messenger RNA, 4837 nt
Organism: Pomacea canaliculata
Lineage: Eukaryota; Metazoa; Mollusca; Gastropoda; Architaenioglossa; Ampullariidae
Product: fibropellin-1-like
Exons: 12
Coding region: 302-2050 (582 amino acids)
Biological process (GO): heterophilic cell-cell adhesion; cell communication; establishment or maintenance of epithelial cell apical/basal polarity
Cellular component (GO): plasma membrane; protein-containing complex
Molecular function (GO): calcium ion binding
Source: RefSeq, a predicted model, not a curated record